UCUCAUCAGUUUCUCUCACUCCCCUCGGUUGGUUCGCUCGCUCCCCGGGAUUAUCAGCCAUGGGGCCCACCCGUCAGUCUCACUCCCUCCUCCUCACCUUCCUCCUCGUCGGCGCCGCCGCCGCCGCCGCCGCGGCCUCGCCGGAGGACGGGAGCCCCUUCCUCCGCCUCCCCACCGCCUCGGACCUCCCCGUCCCCGCCGGGCAGCUCCCCCGCUCCGCCGCCGUCGGCCUCAUCCGCGCCCUCAACCUCCACCCGCGCGACGCCUCCCCCUCCCCCUCCAGCCGCGGUGAUGGCGACGUCCCCGCCGGAACCCUAGUCGAGAGGCCCAUCCACCUCGCCUCCAUGGCCACCGGGAAGAGCGGCGGCUCGUCGGCUGAAGACCUCGGCCACCACGCCGGGUACUACCGCCUCCCCAACACCCACGACGCAAGGCUGUUCUACUUCUUCUUCGAGUCGAGGGGGAGCAAGGGGGAGGACGACCCCGUGGUGAUCUGGCUGACGGGGGGCCCCGGCUGCAGCAGCGAGCUCGCGCUCUUCUACGAGAACGGGCCGUUCCACAUCGCCGACAACAUGUCUCUCGUCUGGAACGACUUUGGCUGGGAUCAGGAGUCGAAUCUGAUAUAUGUUGAUCAGCCCACGGGUACUGGGUUCAGCUACAGCUCCAAUCCGCGCGACACCCGUCACGAUGAAGCUGGUGUUAGCAACGACCUGUAUGCCUUUCUUCAGGCCUUCUUCACUGAGCACCCGAAUUUUGCUAAAAAUGAUUUCUAUAUUACUGGGGAAUCGUAUGCUGGACACUAUAUUCCUGCCUUUGCAAGUCGAGUGUACAAGGGGAACAAGAACAGUGAGGGCAUUCACAUCAAUUUGAAGGGUUUUGCUAUUGGCAAUGGGUUAACGGAUCCAGCAAUACAAUACAAGGCAUACACUGAUUACUCAUUGGAUAUGGGGUUAAUUACAAAAUCACAGUUUAACAGGAUUAACAAAAUUGUUCCAACUUGUGAACUUGCUAUCAAGCUCUGUGGUACCUCUGGCACUAUAUCUUGCCUUGGCGCAUAUGUUGUCUGCAAUCUAAUAUUCUCUUCCAUCGAGACAAUAAUUGGGAAGAAAAAUUAUUAUGACAUCAGGAAGCCAUGUGUGGGGAGCCUAUGCUAUGACCUCUCUAAUAUGGAGAAGUUUCUCCAAUUGAAAUCAGUCAGAGAGAGCCUAGGUGUUGGAGACAUACAGUUUGUAUCAUGCAGCCCAACUGUAUAUCAGGCCAUGCUGCUAGAUUGGAUGAGGAACCUUGAAGUUGGAAUCCCUGAACUCCUUGAGAAUGACAUCAAAGUGUUGAUUUAUGCUGGAGAGUAUGAUCUCAUAUGCAACUGGUUAGGAAACUCAAGAUGGGUGAAUUCUAUGGAAUGGUCUGGAAAGGAGGCUUUUGUGUCCUCAUCUGAGGAACCUUUCACAGUUGAUGGAAAAGAAGCCGGUAUUCUGAAAAGCUAUGGACCUUUGAGUUUCUUGAAGGUCCACGAUGCUGGCCACAUGGUACCAAUGGAUCAACCGAAGGUCGCUCUGGAGAUGCUGAUGAGGUGGACCUCAGGAAACCUUUCCAACGCAUCCUCGAGCUUCCAGAGGCUCGAUUUUACCAUGUGAUAUACACACUCUGUCCUCUUGUGACACGAUCAGAGGAACAUGGUUUCCCCAUAAAUUAGUAUAAAGUGCUUAGUAGGCACGUCAGAAUGAUUUUAGGUGAUGACAAGCUCACUGCUACCGUACAGAUGUUAUUUCCCUUGUACGGUGCUUGAGUCACUGAAGUAUCGGUGACGCCACUCGAUUGUUAGCAUGUAAUAAAGCUUAGAAUUGUUAUGGACAGAAGCCAAUCUCUUUGUUAUGAGGGCUGUUUAUGUCCAGGUCUUGUAUGCUAUUAUAAUACUUAUGGCUUGUGCUAUGGAUGGUAUAAUCUGUGCUCCAAACUAUACAGUAAAUAUUUUUGCGGGAAUUGGGCGUUCCAAA
This is a messenger RNA of Oryza sativa Japonica Group (Japanese rice), 1994 nucleotides long. The record is from RefSeq and is a predicted model, not a curated record. Lineage: Eukaryota; Viridiplantae; Streptophyta; Magnoliopsida; Poales; Poaceae.